This is a messenger RNA of Drosophila serrata, 4574 nucleotides long. RefSeq names its product Kruppel homolog 1 (gene Kr-h1). NCBI's taxonomy places the organism in Eukaryota, Metazoa, Arthropoda, Insecta, Diptera, Drosophilidae. The record is from RefSeq and is a predicted model, not a curated record.
GCGACGCGGACGGACACGUUCUUUAAACGUAAAAAAAACUCGAGUAGCUAACGCUAAAGCUAUAUUCCCUGCAGAAGAAGGAACAAAUCACAUACAGUGCGCGACAUAAUACCAAUUGAUCUCAUUUGCCUUAACUGAAAUCACACUGAGCAACAACAAUACUAAAGUUUAGUUCCAAGUGCAAUUUUUUAACUCUGUGUCUGUGAGUUUGUGGUUUUUUUUUCAACUAAAGACUGACUGAGGCAAAAUCAAAAAGCAGUGUUUUCGUGGAAAAUUGCUCAGAAUCAAGAAGUGCGAUAACAUAUUCGUUCGUGAACCUUCAUUAGUUAUAAUAUCCGCUACAUACAUACAUAUAUGUACAUACAGAAACAACCUAGGUCAAUAUUGUUUAUAGUGGCGUGUGAAUGUGCGCAAAGACAACAAUGAGUGCUAGAUAAUAAAUAGCAGGCCCACACACAAAUACACUUGUACUCACACUCGUGAUUAGAGCCGUUCAUACAUAUACACGGAAAUCGGAAGGCAGAGACGAGAGCCUAAGAGAGAGAGCGGGACGGAGAGCAGCACGAUUCUAAAAGCUGAAAAUAAUAAUUUUAUAAUAUAUAUUGAAGGCUGCGCUGCCUCCGCUGGCAACGGCGAGUAAGCUCGGACGAGAAAAGCCGAACGCCCGAACGAACACCCGAAAGCUUCGGGCCCGCAUCGCGUAUACGUACGAUCGUCCGCUGUCCGAUCAGCAGCAGCUCUCUUCAGCUACAACAACGACAAUAACCAACCCGAACCACUACCAGAAAAACAAGAAAACAGAAAACAGUGAAAACUUAUAAAACAGAAAAAGAAAACAGAAGUGGUCCUGUUCUAACGGCGUGUGUAUUUUGUAAUUGGUCAUCGGCGGGCGAGUGAGAGCGAGAGAAUUGUCGCAACACAAUUGUGAUUACGGGUAACGGGUACGGGUACGGAUACGGCUACGGGUCUGUUUCGCAGUUUCGGCGGAAAACACUUGCCGCUGGUCGACGCGCGUGUUUAGACGCGCGACUCCCCCAGAACAACAAGCUAAUCAGCCACCCAACAAGUGUUAAGCAAUCGGCAAAAAGUAUCGCAAGCCUCCCAUUUGGAUUACACAUUGCAUUCGAAGAUCUGUUUUCCAGUUACAUUUUAUGAUUCAGACGGAACCAACAUGGUUUACUAUCCCGCUAAUCAAUUGCUCAUAAAAACGGAGCAACCCAGUCAGGCGCAAUUUUGCCUCCAGGUGCCGCCUCCGCUGACGGCAAUGAGCACCAGUGCGGCAGGUAUGGUCACCUCCUCGGGCGCCCAACCAGAGCACUAUGAACUCCUCCAAACCCCACAGCAGCGACAGCUGCAACUCCAGCAGCAACAGCAGCAGCAGCAGCAACAUCAUCGUCAGCAGGAGCAGAAGCAACAAUUUGUCAGCUAUCAGCUGACCAUGCAGCAGCAACAGCAGCAGCAGCAACACGAAAGUAUUAUAACAACCGCUUCCCCCACGGCGGCUCAGAGGAUCAAGACAGAGCCACCGGUCACUGGAUUCCCGACCACAUCGACGGCGCCAACGACGACGCAACAGCGCAAGCCUGCCGCCAAUAAGCCACAGUUCAAGUGCGAGCAAUGUGGCAUGACCUUUGGCAGCAAGUCGGCACACACAUCGCACACCAAGUCGCAUGCCAAGAACGCCGAGUUGUCUUUGAACGGUGGCUUGGUUGCCGGUGUUGUAUCGUCAUCCUCUCCGGCCAUUGAGCUUAACGAGGCUGGUCUGCCGGUGGGCAUACCCAAGAGUCCAACUAUCAAGCCACUGGCCAAUGUGGCUGCCGGUGCCGAUCCCUACCAGUGCAAUGUGUGCCAGAAGACCUUCGCCGUGCCUGCCAGGCUGAUCCGACACUACCGCACCCAUACCGGCGAGAGACCCUUUGAAUGUGAGUUCUGUCAUAAGCUCUUCAGCGUCAAGGAGAACCUGCAGGUACACCGACGCAUUCACACCAAAGAGCGUCCAUACAAGUGCGAUGUAUGCGGUCGUGCCUUCGAGCACUCCGGGAAGCUGCAUCGUCACAUGCGCAUCCAUACCGGCGAGCGACCGCAUAAGUGCUCCGUGUGCGAGAAGACCUUCAUACAGUCCGGCCAACUGGUGAUCCACAUGCGCACCCACACCGGCGAGAAGCCAUACAAGUGCCCGGAGCCCGGUUGCGGCAAGGGCUUCACUUGCUCCAAGCAACUCAAGGUGCACUCGCGCACGCAUACGGGCGAGAAGCCCUAUCAUUGUGACAUCUGUUUUCGGGACUUUGGCUACAAUCAUGUGCUGAAGCUGCAUCGCGUUCAGCAUUACGGCUCCAAGUGCUACAAGUGCACCAUCUGUGACGAGACAUUUAAAAACAAGAAGGAGAUGGAGGCCCAUAUCAAGGGUCACGCCAAUGAGAUACCCGACGAUGAUGUGGAGGCGGCAGCAGCAGCGGCCACGGCAUCAACGGGCUCCUCCUCGGCCGGUUCUCCGUCCUCGCAGGGCGUAAGCAGCAACUCGGAGAGCAGCAAUAACUCGCCUCCAGGAUCUCCGCCGGCCACGAAAAAAUCUCGUCAGCCGCGUCAGCCACGUGGAGCUAAAGCAGCGGCAGCUGCAGCAGCAGCAGCGGCAGCAGCUACUGUCAACGCCUCCUCUUCGCCACUCUCGCCCAGUUCCCUUAGCUCCACGUACUCGCCAUCAGCCAGCAGCCUGGCCUCGCCACCGCCCACCUCGGCUCAUUAUCUGAACGGACACGUGGAACCAGAUGCUCGGAGUCGGGACAGUGGAGUGGCAAGUGCCCAGCCGACAGCUCACAUUAGUUAUCCAGAAGAGGAGCUGCCCACGGACCUGAGCAUGCAGCAACAACAGGGCCAGAGUCAGGUGGCGCCGAGCCAGGUGAAGACUAGCUAUUACCAAGAGCAGGCGCCCAGUCUUUUGGAGCUGCAGCCUCAUGCUGCCCCUGGUCUCACGAUCAAUCCAGCGCUGCUUGAGGCGGCCAACAUGGCGCGUCGUCAUCACGAUCACAAUGGUGAUCAUCAGGUCCAGGAUGAAGACGUGCAUGCCGCUGCCUGGCAAAUGAUGCAGCUGCGUCGUGGUCAUGCGGCGUCGCCUCCUCAACCGCAAGAGCUGGAGAUGCCACCUCAGAUGCUGCAACAGCAACAGCCCACGCUGCACGUCAGUGACCUGGCGGCCAACUAUGAUGACACCCAUGAGGCCACCGUACUGAUUGAGCACUUUAAGCGGGGUGAUUUAGCCCGUCAUGGACUGCACAAGGGAUACGCUCCGGUGCCAAAGUACGAAUCCGCCCUGCCCAAUCCGGACAUUGUGCGCCGCGUGGAGGCUGCCAUUGGACUGCGGUCAAGUACGGAGUCACCUGAGAGAAGUUCCUCGCCGGAGAGUGAUUCCCUGAUGAUGGCCGAUCGCAAUGUGAUGACCCUGCCGUUGCGCAAGCGCAAGCACUAUAUGAACAAGGGCGAUGGAGGCAGCCAGGGCGAGGCGACGGACAAGGGUCUGGGAUCUGGCGGGGAUGAGGCAAUCGCCUCGUCCGGCAUCAACGAUACAGCUGGCGUAGGGGACGGGACCGGAUCGGGGUCCAAGGUGAUGAGGAUGAGCUCGGUUAUCCAGUUUGCAAAGGCCUCGUGAAUGGGUCCGGUCGAUCCGCCCAACCAGCAUAAAGACUGUCCAAACAAAUUUUAACUGAAAUUAGUUUUAGUUACUUCUUUCGACGUUCGAGGUUCGAGGUUGGGCCUACAGAGAAAGAGAAUAAAUAAGAGAGUGAGAGGAUUUUUUUAGCAGCAAAAGAGAAAAUGCCAAAAGUAUUAUAAAGAGAGAGAAAAUUUGUUUUUAAAAAUUUCUUUUGCUCCAUAAAACUCAAGAUUUCUUGAAUCGAUUUUUGUUAAAUCUAUGAUUUGUUUUUUUAAAUGAAAUUAUACCUUGUAUGUAAAUUUUUUGCAUUAUUAUUUGGUAGAUAUACCUAUGUAUAUUCCCUGUGUUGUCACUUUUAGUCAAAUUGCAACGAUUGGCAUUAUAAUGGGUAUUAAGCAUUUGCAUCACUAAUUUUACUUAAUGAGACCCAACCGUAAACCGUACACAAUAAUACACUACGUGCAUUAAUUAAUGCGCAUAAUAAUGAAAUAACGUAUGUAAGGCCAUAUUGGCAUUUAAUAUAUAUACAUAUAUGAUAACUAUAACACUUAUUUAUUACUGAAAUGAGAAUCCUGCUCGCCAAACUCCAACCCUCUUCCCCAACACCAUCAAUCCACAUCAUCUAUCCGCCAUUUGAUAUGCAUUUUAUAUUUUAUAUACGAAACAUACACUAAACAAACAAGUCAUUGAGAAGUAAACAAAAUAAAAAUAAACACAAAAAACGAAAACAAAAACAGAAGCGGUAAUCAUAAAUAUAACAUUUUACAAUACGGAGAAUAUUGAACUGAUAAGCAAAAAGCAACAACAAGAUAACAAUUAAAAUUAUUGGCGUCAAAACAUAAUAAUUUUUUGUAAACGCUAUGUUAAUGUAUAAGUUAAUAUUUAGGCCUAAAUUGUAGCAUCAAAUAUUGAACGAAAAAAUGCAAAA